UGCGCCGCCAAUGUAACUUCCUACCUUUCGUCGACCAAAUCGCAAACUCUCCGACAAAGCACUUCAACAGACUCGAAAACAAUCAUGCGCAUAGCAGUAGCUCCAUAACAACAGUCGAAUACCCGAAUCUUCCUCCGUCGGCUGCUCGACAACAGCCGCGGCGCUCUCGCUGUGGCCCGAUCCCCAGAAAAUGACACCUCCGCAGGCCGUUUUCCACGCGCUCCUGCGGCCUGCUAUAAUCCAAAUCCUGCGCGCGACUGGCUUCCACUCCGCCAAACCAGCCGUGAUCGACAGCCUCACAGACCUCGCAGCCAGGUACCUCAACAUGCUGUGCGAGGAAACAGCGCGCAACGCGAGUGACAACACCGGCGAGUUCGACUACAAUGGUGUCGCGGCGCCAACCAUCGUGGAUGUACGGCUCGCGCUGCAGAACGCUGGUGCCUUCUUACCCGAGCGAGAUUUCGAGGAGCAAGACUACACAGGCAAGGAGGACACGAGAGGCGUGGACGAAUUCGUGGCGUGGGCGACAGGCCCCAAGAAUGAGAACAUCAGGAGGAUCGCGCUGGAUGGGAGCGAGGAGGGCGUCACGGACUACCUCAGCGCCCUGAAGAAGAGACACAGCAAGACGGCCGACGACUCGAGAUACGCUGGCACGCUACUAGGGAAGCCGCACGGCUCAGGUCUGGUCGUGGUCGAGGGCCACAGCGAGAUCGACAGCAUCCGGAGCUGGGUUGAGAGGCAACGUGGGCCAAUCAAGACAUCGCCCGACACAGACACCGAGUCCAGGCCUGCAUCCAGUGGGCUCAGUUCCAUCGGCACGAUGGAUGGGGAAAUGGACCUGUCAUAGGGGAUGAAGCAUUUGCCCGGACGAAGUCAAUCAACGGAAACUCUGGGCCACAUGGAAUCAUUAGCAGAGGAAAGCGAGGAUCACGUCAAAUUAGAGGAUGAUGAAAGUUGAGCUCUAUACGGAAGCCACGGAAGCUCGACUCUUUAAGACGAUGAGAGUAACAGGGGUGUUCACCGGACAAUGAAGCCAACUACUCGGCGUUUCGGGAACGUUGACUCAUAGGCAACAGAUGACUCUGUAUCUGGAACCCUCUAGGAAAAGGACACUACAAUGAGAUGCCCAAUCUGUUGAAGCCCACUCUAUGGUGGAUGUCAUACAUGGCACGAUACUGUGGCUUUCGCACAACGACAACGGGUGUCUGCAAUCAGGUGGCAUCGGGAAUUUCAAGAAGCAAUAUGCACCGCGCUGAAGCUUCGGCGCAUCAGGCACACAGAGGGAUUCAUGGCAAGCUUACUGUCUUCUGUGCGACGCUCGAGCUGUUCCCAGACACACAAAGACAUUGGAUAACUCUAGUUUGUGUGGUCACAAAGGCCGGUUGUGCUACGCUCCCGAGGGCGAUGGACAAUAUGUCAUAUUCGAGACGGCGAACAUAUCAAAAUACAUUAAUUAAUAAUUGCCAAAGAGUUGACAAGUUGGGCGAACACCAUCCGCAGUGCUGAACACGCGUGUGUAGGCUCGGGGACAAGGCUUUCCUGAUGAAAUCUACCUGCGUUUUACCA
This is a messenger RNA of Diaporthe batatas, 1566 nucleotides long. RefSeq lists its product as uncharacterized. The transcript has 2 exons. Bases 191 to 847 code for a protein of 218 amino acids. Gene Ontology annotation, molecular function: protein heterodimerization activity. The record is from RefSeq and is a predicted model, not a curated record. NCBI's taxonomy places the organism in Eukaryota, Fungi, Ascomycota, Sordariomycetes, Diaporthales, Diaporthaceae.